This is a messenger RNA of Poecilia reticulata (guppy), 1018 nucleotides long. RefSeq names its product natural killer cells antigen CD94. Lineage: Eukaryota; Metazoa; Chordata; Actinopteri; Cyprinodontiformes; Poeciliidae. The record is from RefSeq and is a predicted model, not a curated record.
CUACCAAAGACACACUUGAGCUAGAACACAAAAGAAUAAGCACCCUGCCUGGCACGCAGUAGGACAGCUUUCUAAAUGUACAUCAAAUUUUUUCGCAGCUAUUUUGAGGAUAAAAAAGAGAAACCAGAUGAAGCAAAAUUGUCAGUUGAGCUGCAGGGAAAGAAAGGCAAACAGGAUGAAGGAAAAACAGGACGGCACCGUCUGCUGGGUUUCAUCCUCGCAAUAAUCUGCCUCAUUCUUCUCGUAGUGGUCGUCGUUCUCGGUGUGAAACUCCAAACUCAACCCACACCCUGCCAAGGAAAUAGCAGAUUUAAUGACCGACAAAGGCCUUCUCCAACAUGCAGCCUGGAGGACUGCCAGAACCGCUUCCCAAAGAUGACAUUCAAGAAGCUUCCCUGCCGGCAGUGCGCCAGCGGCUGGCUCACCUUUGGCACAUCCUGUUUCUUCCUGUCCACCACCAGACUGACCUGGUCUGAGAGUCAGAAGAACUGCAGCUCCAGUGGAGGAUCUCUGGCUAUUGUUACUAACCAGACUGUUCAGAAUUUCCUGACAAGGAAAGGGAAUCUGAAGUACUGGAUUGGACUGAGACAUGAAGACUCCACAUGGAACUGGGUCAACACCAAUGAACUCCAGCAGAGCUACUGGACUGAAGCUGUACACGGUGGAGACUGUGCCUAUCUGAACAGUGACGGCCCGGCUGAGAAGAACUGGGACAGAGCUUCCUGUCAGUCCACCACCUACUUCAUCUGUCAGCAGCAGUUCUGAUGGAAACUGUCUCAUCAGCAAUCGUCUCCAUAGCAACACAACCAAUAGCUUGUUCUCACGCCACACUCCAAUCAUAUCCAAGCUUCUUAGAUAAAAAUAUAUAUUAAAUUUGUGGACUAAAUCCAAUGUAUGCCAUUGAAUUAUACUUACUGCUGUAGUAUGAUUUGUGCCUUAGCAGUUUAACUUUCAUCAACUAUGAUGUUUUACGAUGAUACAUUUCAUGUCGACUCAAAUAAACACCAGUAGAUUUGUU